This is a messenger RNA of Colletotrichum orchidophilum, 390 nucleotides long. RefSeq lists its product as uncharacterized. The transcript has a single exon. Bases 1 to 390 code for a protein of 129 amino acids. The record is from RefSeq and is a predicted model, not a curated record. NCBI's taxonomy places the organism in Eukaryota, Fungi, Ascomycota, Sordariomycetes, Glomerellales, Glomerellaceae.
AUGCAUACGCCCUUACUGUGCUGCCCCCCCAGCUCAGAUCCAAUUUGGGCUCCGCCCUUCUCAAGCAAGAAGUCUAUCCAGAAUAAAGCUUCGCUGCUAAGAAACGGAUCCCAAAAGGCGGGAUUGCGACUCCAACGCUCGGCAGCAGCCCCCGCGCCUUGCCACACCCUUCCCCCUCCCCCUUCCUCCGUCUUGAAGGACGUCGACGAGACCAGAGACCACUUUGUGGCUCCAGCGACAGCCACGACUUGCAUCUUCUGCAUCCUGGACAGACUAGUUAACUCAGCAAGUCAUGGGCCUGUCAUUCAGAGUCUCAGGACCGUUGGCCAUGCGGUAUUGCUGGCGACUCGCAGAGAGCAUGAUUCAUUGGCACCGAAGAAGCGAGUCUAA